UAUUUUAGUCACCCAAACCGAAAGCUGCCCAAUGUUUCUUCUCUAUCCCGACUCUCCGAUCGUCAUGUCUCGCGACCCUCUCUUUUUCAUCGUUCUUUGAACGCACGAUUAACGCGACAAUGUCCGCACCAAACCCUAAUUUAACUCACAAGUCAGUUGCCAAAUCGUUCACAAACUCUCUUAAGGCCGAUAAUCAGCUUAUUGAUUCCCUCACAUCUCACAUCUCUCUAUAUCACUCACAUUCACUUUCACCAAACACUAACCCUAACCCUCACCCGCGAUCUUCAAUUCUUAAAUGGUUUUCAUCGCUCACCGUCCAUCAACGUCUGGCGCACCUGACAAUCGUUGAUUCGAAAUUCACUCAGCUCCUCAUUCAAAUGAUUGGGAAAGUGCGUACAAAGGGCCACGGCUUCUUCAUCAUCCUGCCGGACUUACCUUCCCGUGUUCCGCCUUAUUUGCCUGGUCUCUGUUAUAAGAAGUCACGUGGACUUUUAAGUAGGGUAUACGAAUCAAACGAGACAGAGCGAUGGAUUUUGGAGUGCACUCGGUUGUUUAACUCGCGAGAAGGUGAAAAAAUAGAUGAGUGUUCUUGUUCUACUGAUUUUCUUGAUUGCGUUACGGUAAGUGAAGACUUUGUUGGAAAUGUGGAUCGGUUUGUUGAUACAAUGGAUAUAGUAUCCAAGGGGGAGUUUCUGAGAGGUGAAGAGAGUGAAUUGGGGGCGGAUUGGGUGGAAUUUGAUUGGUUAAAAGCGAAGGGUUAUUAUAGCAUUGAAGCGUUUGUAGCAAAUAGGUUGGAAAUGGCUCUGAGACUGGCAUGGCUGAAUAGUAAUAAUGUGAAGAAAAGAGGGGUGAAGUUGAAAGAGAAAGUAAAUGCUGCAGGUGUGGCGGCAAAUGUUUAUUGGAGGAAGAAAGGGUGUGUGGACUGGUGGAGGAAUUUGGAUGCUGCGAUGAGAAGGAAGGUCUUGACCACAAUUUUUGGAAAAGCAGCAAAAUCCCUGACUCUUGAGGUUCUAAAGGAGGUCAGUGCCCAAAAGGAUGAAACGUGGCUCUUCAGUGCUGGAGUGGAUCAAUCAUUGAGGUUCAACCAUAGCAAACCACGGCAAGAAAUGAUACUGGGACUCUUAGCUGAUGCCGAAUGUGGCUUAGUCAAUGCAUCAACUUCUCUUUCUGAGAAAUCUACUUCCAUAACUAAUACAUUUAAUAGUUUGCUUGUGCUUCAGGAUAUCAGUCCUAUGAUAUUGUUUUGUCGGCAUAAUGAAUAUGAUAUAGACACUAUGUUUUUUAGCAAUCUCAGUUCUCUAAGUACUAUAACUGAUUGUUUUCUACGAAAACUGAGAGUUCUCCUUAUGGUUGUUUCACUUGAAUGCACAAAGCUAGAGCUUUUUGAAGAAGGAAAUUUCAAGUCAUCACCUUGUAAAUCUAAGGAUAAACCCAGUGCUUGUGGCCGUAGAAAGAAGGGGAGGAACCGGAGUAUGAAGAGGCAGAAUUCUUUGCCAAAGUCAGCUGUGGAUGAGCAGUUGUUUGAUAAACCAUCUAAGUUGCUUCAUUUAUCUCAGGAUCUUGAAGGUGCUUUGGCUGAUACAGAGAAAGCUGGUUCAAUUGAGUCCAAUAAUAUGCCUGGUAUACCUGAUGGGAAAGAUAUCUGCAGAGGAGAAUCAUCUUUAGCUACAGAAAGGGUCAUCAGUCACCAGGAACAUGGCCAAGGAGUGAUUACUGGUAAAGGACGAACUACUGCAAGGAAGGGUAGGAAAGAGAAAAGUAAAAACAAAAAUGCUAGUUCUAACAAUCUAGUUGGAGUGAAAGAUUCUAAAAUAUUAGUGACAGAAACCUCCUUCUCAAUUACUAAACAAAAUGAGGCAGCAAAGAAUGUGGCAUGUGAUAAUUCAUCCAUCCAGAAUGUCUCAAAGGGUAAUGUAAAUUUUGGUGACAUAGUGACCUUAAAUACAAGUUCUUGCCAUUCUGCUAAUAAGCCUGGUACAGAAAUUAUUUAUACUCAGAGCAUAGAAGAAGAUCCUGUGGUUGUUUCUAACGAUCCAGAAUAUCAGCAGUUAUCAAGUGUUAGGAUAGAAAAUCAAACUAAACCUUCUGUAGAAGAAGCUAUAAACUCUAAGGAAGAAUGUAAUAUAAUGCCUCAUGCUAUGCCUGAUAAGGAGCUUAAUAGUGUUCUAGGCAAUGGAGGCAUUAAAUUUCAAAAUUCCUUUCAUACAAGUAAAACUGAGGUAAAAUCAGCUACACUUGGAGUUGGUACUCUUGAUGUGGGGAAGGAACGUGUCUUGAUUCAGGAUCAAGAAAAUGGAAAUUUAUAUGAUACUGCUUCAAAAAGCUCUUUAGAAUGUCCUUCUUAUGAGUGGCCUAGUGUUCCACCUGUUUAUUUUCCUACUAUUAGGUCACAUCUCCCACCUGCCACUGAUAGAUUGCAUCUAGAAGUUGGUCACAAUUGGCAUAACCAUGUGCGUCAACCUUUUGUACCCACAAUGCAUCAGGCUAGAAAUUCCGCCAUUGAAGGUGGAUGCAACCAAAUUUUGUCACAGUCUUUGACAAUGAGUUUAGAUUGGCCUCCGAUGGUAAGAAAUGUUUGUGGAAUUGCACCUUCAAUGGCCUGUAAUUAUGAUUCCGGAUUUGUCUCCACACGACAGUCUGGCUUUCAGCAUAGUUUUGCUCCUAAGAAUGUGCUGUUUAAUGCAAAGACCACUGAUGAUGAAAGAAAGUAUUCUGGGGAUUUCACAGACUUGCCUGAGCUUUCAUCCACACAGGAACCAACAGAUGAAUGUGACAGUCACUGGAUAUCUGAGGAAGAACUUGAGUUGCAUGCAGUUUCUGGGUUAGAUUAUAAUCAGUACUUUGGUGGCGGUGUCAUGUAUUGGAAUACUUCUGAUUUUCCGGGGACAGGUUUCUCUCGGCCUCCUUCACUAAGUUCUGAUGAUAGCUCAUGGGCUUGGCAUGAAGCUGACAUUAAAAGGGCAGUUGAUGACAUGGUUGCCUUCCCUUCUUCUUAUAGUACGAAUGGUUUGACUUCACCAACUGCUGCUUCAUUUUGCUCUCCUUUUGAUCCUUUGGGCUCUGGUCAUAAGGCAUUUGGUUAUGUUGUCCCGGGAAAUGAAGUACCUGGAAAGGUGCUUCAUCCAUCAUCAACAACUACAGAUGUGGCAACCGAGGAGGAAGCUCCUGUGUCUUUGGCCAGUUUACGCGGUGAUGUUGAUGGGAAGACUGGAGAUUCACUUCCUUACUCCAUGUUGCGACCUAUUAUUGUUCCAAAUAUGUCGAGGGAAAGAUCAAGAUCUGAUAUUAAGCGAAGCCCUUGUGUACCUCCCACUAGGCGGGAGCAACCUCGGAUAAAAAGGCCACCAUCACCUGUAGUGCUUUGUGUCCCUCAGGCUCCACGCCCACCUCCACCCUCUCCUGUGAGUGACUCCAGGAAAAAUAGGGGUUUUCCAACUGUUAGAUCUGGCAGUUCUAGCCCAAGAAAUUGGGGUGUGAGAGGUUGGUACCAUGACGGAACUAUGUCGGAGGAAGCGUGUGUACGUAUGGAUGGUUCUGAAGUUGUUUGGCCUUCAUGGAGAAAUAAAAACCUUUCAGCCCAUCCAAUGAUUCAACCUCUUCCUGGUUCAUUGUUGCAAGAUCAUUUGAUUGCUAUUUCCCAGCUUACUCGGGAUCAAGAACAUCCGGAUGUAGCAUUUCCAUUGCUGCCACUGGAGUUACAAAACUGUCCUACUAGAAAGGCAUCAGUCUCUUUGAUGCACAGCCUUCUUCACGAUGAGAUUGAUUCCUUCUGCAAGCAGGUUGCUGCUAAGAAUACCACUCGUAAGCAUUUCAUUAAUAAGGCUGUCAAGUGGGUUACUCGGUCUCUCCAGGUCCUGUGGCCGAGGUCAAGGACAAAUAUUUUUGGUUCAAAUGCAACUGGUUUGUCCCUUCCCACCAGUGAUGUGGACCUUGUGGUUUGUCUCCCUCCAGUGAGGAACUUGGAACCUAUCAAAGAAGCUGGGAUUUUGGAAGGUCGUAAUGGUAUUAAAGAAACUUGCCUUCAGCACGCAGCCAGGUAUCUUGCGAAUCAGGAGUGGGUGAAAAAUGAUUCUUUGAAGACUGUUGAAAAUACAGCUAUACCUAUUAUUAUGCUUGUGGUUGAAGUUCCACCUGAUCAGAAUACUUCUGCUGCUGCUAAUGUACAAUCACCAAAAGAGGAGCCCGCUGAUACAACUGUGAAACAUGUUGAUCAUGUUCACUCUGAUGUGAUUGGCUUAGAAGACUCUUCCUCACCAAAGUGCUCACAUUUAAAUUAUGAUAGUACAAAAGCUGUGACAUCUGUUCGUCUUGACAUUAGUUUUAAGUCCCCAUCACAUACUGGACUCCAAACUACUGAACUGGUGAAAGAACUGACAGAGCAAUUUCCGGCUUCAACGCCCCUGGCUCUGAUACUAAAACAAUUCUUGGCAGAUCGUAGCCUGGACCAAUCCUACUCUGGUGGCUUAAGUUCCUAUUGCCUGGUUUUACUAAUUAUACGUUUUCUACAACAUGAGCAUCAUCUUGGCCGGCCUAUUAAUCAGAAUUAUGGAAGCCUUUUGAUGGAUUUUCUUUACUUCUUUGGUUGUCAAUUGUACAGGAAUGUGUUUGAUCCUCGCCAAAUGCGUAUUUCAGUGCAAGGAACUGGAGUAUAUAUAAAAAGAGAAAUAGGUUAUAGCAUCGAUCCAAUACACAUUGAUGAUCCUCUUUUUCCAACAAAUAAUGUGGGGAGAAAUUGCUUUCGAAUACAUCAGUGUAUUAAGGCAUUUUCAGAAGCUUAUUCAAUCUUAGAGAAUGAGCUUGCAUGCCUGCCUUCUAAUGGUGAUUCAUGUUCAAGGCUGCCAUACAAAUUACUACAAAAGAUCAUCCCCAGUAUCAAUUUAUUGUAGGGAUUUUGAAGAAUUCUUUUGUGCUUUUUUGUUUAGGGAGUGGCUGAUACAUGAAUUCGAUGACUGAGUUACAGUGGAGAUGUGGCUGCCAGAACGCCAAGUCACUGUGUUUUGGAGUUAACUGAUCAGAUUUGAGGGUGCCUUCAUCUUCUGGGAGGUGAUGCAUGUGAGUGUGUCUGUACUUUUCAAUGGCUUUGUCUGUUUGGUUUAAUGAUAGAAGACAAGAUCCAGCCAAUUGCACUAAAAACUGCAUGUUUCUUGGGCACAUCUUACUUCGUAGCUACGUUAAUCUGCGUGUUGGAUGAAAGGUAUUGUGUUGCAGACUGUUAUUAACAAUUUUAACUUAUUAUCUUUCAUAUUCUUGCCGCCUCCUCUUUGUUUGGGUCUACAGGUGAAGUGAGUCAUGAAAGAUGGGCUGAAUGAUUUUCGGGGUAGAAUAUGGAGGAAGGAGGACUGGAUUCUGUUGAUACUGUGUUUUGAACGUGAAGUUGAGUGAGGAGUUGUAAAAUUUUUAAUGGAAAAACAACGUUUGGAUAUUGGCAUUGGCAUUGGCUACUGUGGGCUGAUGCAAAGAAGGAUAUUCACCAAAGCGGACCAAGCGGUAAUGAAUGAAACUUGGCAUCUUAUAUUCAGUAUGUUCUUUAACGUGCUAUUUAUUUUAUUUUUCCAACUUUGUUUCUAUUAUUUUGUAAUUGUUAUCAUUAACAUUGAAGAUGUUGUCCAUGAUCAGUACUUUCUUUUCUGCAACAUUUUGUUCUCCUUUUUAUUAAUAUAUAUAUAUUAAUAAUAUUUUA
Mangifera indica (mango) is the source of this 5680-nucleotide messenger RNA. RefSeq lists its product as uncharacterized. The record is from RefSeq and is a predicted model, not a curated record. Lineage: Eukaryota; Viridiplantae; Streptophyta; Magnoliopsida; Sapindales; Anacardiaceae. Gene Ontology annotation, cellular component: TRAMP complex; nucleolus. Gene Ontology annotation, molecular function: mRNA binding; poly(A) RNA polymerase activity. Bases 120 to 4886 code for a protein of 1588 amino acids. The transcript is spliced from 16 exons. Gene Ontology annotation, biological process: RNA 3'-end processing.